UUGCGCAAUUUUUUUAAAUUAUGGCGAAAAGAUUUACAAAACCUACAAUUAAUUGGAAGGAAUUAGAUAAACUAGUGCCUCCUAAUCAACGAACGAAUUUCUUGGCAUUUAAGGCAAAAUCUGAUAAUUAUCUUCGACGAGUUCAAGCAAACCCACCUGAACUACCAAAAAUAGAUUGGAAGAAAUAUGAAGCAUUGGUGCCGGUUGCUGGGCUAGUAGAAAAGUUUAAGAAAGAAUACGAAGGCUUUAAAGUCCCGUAUCCUGAAGAUAAAUUAUUAUCAGCUACUAUUGAUGAACAGUGGAAGGCAUUACAACCGGAGAUCAAAGCAUAUUGUGAUAGUGCACAAAAAGAUAUAGAAGUAGCAACUAAAAAAUUGGAAAAGAUAAAGAGUCUACCUAAAUUCGAAGAUAUGACCAUGGAAAUGUUUUACGAUUUAUAUCCGAACGAAGCAUUAGAUCCUGUUAAUCGUCCGACGUUUUGGCCACACGAUGAAGAAAGUCAACUGGGAUACGAAGAGAAAAAAGCCAAGAUAGAUGCGAAAGAAGCGCAGACGAAAAAGUGAUGUUAACAAAAUUGAA
Messenger RNA from Colias croceus (clouded yellow), 579 nucleotides. Its product is annotated as ATP synthase subunit d, mitochondrial-like. Gene Ontology annotation, molecular function: proton transmembrane transporter activity. Gene Ontology annotation, biological process: proton motive force-driven ATP synthesis. NCBI's taxonomy places the organism in Eukaryota, Metazoa, Arthropoda, Insecta, Lepidoptera, Pieridae. Bases 21 to 563 code for a protein of 180 amino acids. The record is from RefSeq and is a predicted model, not a curated record. The transcript has 3 exons.